GUCCUUGGAGAAGCCCCAAGAUGCAGACUGAGAAGGAAGAGACGAGGAAGAGCUUCAAGCAGAGGCUGGCUUUGAAGAGCAGCUUAGCCAAGGAAACGAUUUCCGAGUUCCUGGGCACAUUUAUAAUGAUUGUUCUUGGAUGUGGCUCUGUUGCCCAAGCUAUCCUCAGUAGAGGACAUUUUGGAGGAGUCGUCACUACCAAUGUUGGAUUUGCAAUGGCAGUUGUAAUGGCCAUUUAUGUAACCGGGGGCGUCUCUGGUGGCCACAUUAACCCAGCUGUAUCUUUCGCAAUGUGUGUCUUUGGAAGGAUGAAAUGGUCUAAAUUCCCGUUUUAUGUGGGAGCCCAGUUUUUGGGAGCCUUUGUGGGGGCUGCAACUCUUUUUGGCAUUUACUAUGAUGGACUUAUGUCCUUUGCUGGUGGAAAAUUGCUCAUCGUGGGAGAAAAUGCAACAGCGCAAAUUUUUGCAACAUACCCAGCUCCAUAUCUAUCACUGGGGAAUGCAUUUGCAGACCAAGUGGUGGCCACCAUGUUCCUCCUCUUGAUUGUCUUCGCCAUUUUUGACUCCAGAAACUUCGGGGUUCCUAAAGGCCUAGAGCCCAUUGUCAUUGGACUCCUUAUCAUUGUCAUUUCUUCUUCUUUGGGACUGAACAGUGGCUGUGCCAUGAAUCCAGCUCGAGACCUGAGUCCCAGACUUUUCACUGCUUUGGCAGGAUGGGGGUUUGAAGUCUUCACAGCUGGAAAUAACUUCUGGUGGAUUCCUGUAGUGGGCCCUCUGAUUGGUUCUGUCAUUGGAGGUCUCCUCUACUUUCUUCUCAUUGAAAUCCACCACCCAGAUCCUGACCCAGACUUCAAGGCAAAAAAAUCUGAGGACAAACAAGAGAAAUAUGAACUUAGUGUUAUAAUGUAACGGCAUGCUUGGUUCCGGAUUUGCAGUUGGUUUGGUGUGUUCUUUAGGAAAAAUGGCAUCCAAGUGUGUGUGGUUUUUUAAAACUGGGGUGAAAUCCACCCAAUUUUCUCUGCUAGCCAUAUGAUCGCAAAGACAUCUGAGUGAAGGUUUGGAAACACUGAUUUCUUCUCUACCAGUCACCCCGCUCCCCAGAAUAGCACUGACUUCCACCUGAAACAGUCUUCUCUCUGCCUGUUUACUCUGUCCUUGAGGGGACUCCUUAUUACGAGGUGAGCACUAAUAACUCGGAACCUUGACAAUGGACUGACUUGGAUGGUUUCAGCUGUGUUACUUAUAUGAAAUGGCGUCACCAAAAGCCUCACCUUCAAUAUCUACAAAUAUUACAUUCUGAGUAUCAACCAAAACUUACACUGAAAGACAAAAGUGGUUUCAGUUAAUAUGCAUGAACUAGAGAGUUAAAGGCUUAGUUUUCUAGUUAAGUUGUACUACUAUCUUUGCAUAAAUACUAAUAUUCUCCAAAUCUAGGGAUGUUAGAAGCAGUAGAAUCCCAUAGUAAGCACAGGGGAAGGGCAUUGUGGCAUUUAGAAACCUCAGGAGACAAGAUAAAUUUGGGAAACCAAAUGGAAUUUUUUAAAUGGAAACCAUUUAUCAGAUUAAUCUCUUGCUCUUCUGCAUUUUAGAGGGCACCAAUUAAUUUCCUGGUCUUUUCUAUAUAAUAGCCUAAAAUACAAUUCUAAGCUUAGUCAUGAAAAAUACAUCGCUCUACAUUUUUAGUGCAAAUGUAUUUCCCUAAUUGCCCACUUGAGGACAGACGCUUGGCAAGUUAAGUCAACGGCUGCACACAUCUAUUACACCGCACAUGCUCCAGAAGCCAAUCCUGAGAAAGCACACUGCUCCUGGUCCAGCAGACUGUUCAAGGUGGAAAGCCCCUGGAAAGAUAACCUUGCCUCCUUGGGCUUUACAGUUCACAAAACGUUUUCAUACACAUGAUCUAGUUUUAUUCUAAUAAUGACUGCCUGAGGUAGAUACCAUGAUGCCCACUUUUCAGAUAGAGAAAAUCUCAGGGAAGUUGACUGAGUUGUCCAAGAUUUUGUGAAAGGUGAACAUUGUCUAAUGUAUCUCCUCACCUUUCAGAAGAUGGAUGACUGGUUGAGAAUCCUUGCCAAUUUUUCCUGACUGGGCAGAAAUGGGAUCCGCAGCUUUCAGAAUAUAUGUAUCUUAUGGCUAAACUACUCCUGAAUCUUAGGGCAUGAGAUCUCAAGAUCCCACUUUGUCUGGUUUUGUUCCCAGUGUUGCUGAUGCACAAGUGAAGGAAAGAGGUAGCAGUCUGAACAGCUUUCAUCUGCUAAAAGCAUUAUCAGAAGGCCUCCCUUCAUAAACCCCCUAAGUCUUGCUCUUCCUUCCCUGCCAGCCCCACACAUGGCAUUCAGGGAAUUUUGUCUUCCUCUACCUCUUCCCUGUGAAGUUCCCUAACUGAUGGUACUUUCAACCAGAGCAUCUCUGUGAGUUACAACACUAAGAGAACUGGAAUGCACCUUCAGUCCAAAUGUCAAAAGCCCAGAAUUCCAGAGGCAUCCAGCUUCCCAACUACUUGGUGAUGCUAGCAGAACAACAGAAGGCAAAUGGAAAAUGUCUCUGAUGGCCUGUGUUCUACAACCUAUGGACAUGUGAAAAAAAAUUUUUUCUUGCUCUGAAGCUACCUGGAUAUUCCCAAUUUAAAAUAAAAUGAUUGGGUGGUU
Marmota monax (woodchuck) is the source of this 2647-nucleotide messenger RNA. It is a transcript of the gene Aqp9, whose product is annotated as aquaporin 9. Gene Ontology annotation, molecular function: glycerol channel activity; urea transmembrane transporter activity; water channel activity. The coding region runs from base 21 to 908 and encodes 295 amino acids. The record is from RefSeq and is a predicted model, not a curated record. Gene Ontology annotation, biological process: water transport; glycerol transmembrane transport. The transcript has 6 exons. Gene Ontology annotation, cellular component: plasma membrane; basolateral plasma membrane. Lineage: Eukaryota; Metazoa; Chordata; Mammalia; Rodentia; Sciuridae.